Messenger RNA from Penicillium pulvis, 1089 nucleotides. RefSeq lists its product as uncharacterized. The record is from RefSeq and is a predicted model, not a curated record. The transcript has a single exon. Bases 1 to 1089 code for a protein of 362 amino acids. NCBI's taxonomy places the organism in Eukaryota, Fungi, Ascomycota, Eurotiomycetes, Eurotiales, Aspergillaceae.
AUGAAGUCUCACUUCACAGGAACAGCCCUAGGGGCUUUGGGUGCAAACUACAACGAAAAACUUACAUGGAUGGACCAUGGCGAGCUGGAGCGCGUCAACACGCAGUGGAUCCGCGGUUUCAUCGACAUGCAUCAAAUAGACGCAUUGCAUGCUGCCCAGGACCCCAACAUGCAAGCUCUCUACAAAGCCAUAGAUGCCGGCUAUAAGACCAUCCUUUCAUUCAAGUGGAAUUACACCAAUAUCAGUUUCCCAGCAGUGAACAGUGCCGGAAUUACCACAGAGCUCGAGUGUCUGGACCGCGUCCUCCCACUAGUCCUUGGCAAAGUUGAUAUUCUGGUGAUAGGAAACGAGCCCUUCAUCGAAGUCCAACAAGGCCAUGCAGACACAAGAUUAAACAUCUUCUACGAAACACUUGCCGACCAGGUGAUUCGUUUCCGCAAUACCAACGGCAUCACCUCAACAAGACUGUACAUGGGCGCUCUGAACAGAUUAGACCUACCCGCAAAACGAACGCCAGCUAUCGAGCGGAUGCUUCAAUUCAUCGCCUCAAGACCGGAGCUCGAGGGCGUAGAUCUGCAUCCACACAUGCCGACUCUACAAGGCCACCGUCUCAUGCUGGACUAUGUCCUCCCGCGUCUCCGGCCUGAUCAACGCUUCCUGGCGACUGAGUUCUCACUAGUCUGGCACUGGAAGAGACACCUGUCGGACGCGGUGUCGGGGGAAUUCUGUGCCAGAUAUGGGUUUCCAGCUGGUGCUAAGGUCCACCAGGUCAUUAGUGCUGCUAUGCAGAAGCCGUGGCCUUAUGCGCAGUGGGAGGACUUCUUGAGCCUGGAGCCUUGGUACAUGCAGUGUCGAUCUUUCAUUACUGAUGCUAUGAGGCUGUAUCGUUCCACUGGACGGCUUGAGGUUGCUACUUAUUCCUUUUGUCCUAUGCGAUUGAGGAAGUUGCCUCUUCCUGCAAAUGGGGAUCCUUGGAUGCUUAAUGGGAUUUAUGCGCCUUCAACGGUGCAGGUUCGGCCGGAUGGGUCGAGGUAUGAGAAUUUCCCUUGGGCGGAGGAGUUUCGCAAGGUGCAGAGAGGUGAGCUGUAA